AUGUUUCCUUGGCUUUUUCCCUUUGGACUUGGAGGUAUUGGUACUUCGAAUAUUAAAUCAUUUUCAGAAUCUUCUCAUCUCAACUUUUUACUCUUAUAUCAUGACAAGCGUUUCCAGCUUGAUCCAAAUUUCCCAUUAAUUGCUUUCAGUCAUCAACAAGUCAAAGCCAGCAGUUCACAGUCCUAUCUUCUUGCUGAGUCUAAUAAAUUUGAUGAAGUAAGUAGUCGAUUUUUGUCUAUUGAUAAGUCUGUUUUACAAAAUAUUGCAACCCGUAUGGCCAAUGGUGAGCAUGUCAAGCCAGCCAAUGAUUCAGAAAUUCAAUGUUUUAGGCUAUUAGGUGAUUUGAGUCAUGCUGGUGCCAAGACUCAAGGUUCAAUUAGUUCAAAGAAAAAUAUGCAGUCUGAAAUCUGGUCUUUGAUUAAUCAUAUUGGUGGUCCCAGCUGGUAUAUUACUGUGUCUCCUUGUGAUUUCAAACAUCCUAUUUGCAUCUAUUAUGCAGAUACUAAGGAAAAGUUUGAUGUCCCUUUGAGGACUUCCUCAGAAUGUCGACUUUUGAUUAGCAACAAUCCAGUUGCUGGUGCUCGAUUUUUCCAUUUACUGGUCAAUUUAUUUCUCAAGCAUGUUGUAGAUAUUGAAAGCUUAGAAGGUGGCCUUUUUGGCCCCACAAGUGGCUACUACUGUACUGUAGAACAA
Messenger RNA from Lentinula edodes (shiitake mushroom), 693 nucleotides. RefSeq lists its product as uncharacterized. The transcript has a single exon. Lineage: Eukaryota; Fungi; Basidiomycota; Agaricomycetes; Agaricales; Omphalotaceae. The record is from RefSeq and is a predicted model, not a curated record. The annotation marks the transcript as partial.